This is a messenger RNA of Darwinula stevensoni, 2045 nucleotides long. NCBI's taxonomy places the organism in Eukaryota, Metazoa, Arthropoda, Ostracoda, Podocopida, Darwinulidae. The record is from the annotation of a GenBank genome assembly.
CUUUAAAGCUGCUCUAGGUUUAUGAAUAUAUUUGGCAGGAUUACUGAUUUAUUGAGAGGCCUUGAGUCGUAUGACUCAAUAGCAGGGCUUCAUUGUCUAUUACUGGUCGGCAUAUUACAUCCCUAGACCAGAUGCCAUCAAAGGAGGACAUCAAUCGCAGGUUCCUUCGAGAGGGAUGGCACCUGAGUCCCGAAGGAUUGGACGAGUGCAUUGACAUUGCAAAAGAAGAAGGUGGACAGAAAGAACCUGGAUAUGAAGCCAUUCUGCAAGCUGCUUUGGAUAGCGAUUUGAAGACAAUAGGAAGCGCAUCCCUACCAGAUGAUAUCACCCGAGCCAAAGGAGAUUUCCCGCUAGAGGAGAAUCUGGUGCUGCAGAUCCAGAAGAUCCGCAAUGUAGGUGCACCCAAGGCCAACGAAGAGUCUGCUUAUGCGCCUCGAAUGCUCAAACUUCAAUUGUCUGAUGGUCACAUCAAUUGCCAAGCUAUUGAGCUGCGGCAUUUAUCUGCCCUCAGCUUGGAAACCCCACCAGGCACUAAGGUGCGUCUGAAGGGCGGAGAUGUGUCUGUUUCUCAGGGACUUCUCCUGCUUGAACCUCGAAAUGUGGAAGUUCUUGGUGGACGUGUGCAGGACUUGGCUGACAGAUGGGAACUCACCCGGAAUGUGGCGAAAAACAUGAACCGGGGAGGACAAAGAGAAGGUGGACCCCCUCCUUGGAUCCCAUUUGGCCAAAAAAUCCUGAAGAACAAAGCUGAUAGAAACUUUAAGGCUCUAGAGACCACGAAAGCAACUCUGCCAGGUGAUGAUGAAUUUGAACAGCAGAGACAGGCCACAAUCAAAGAAGUGAGCAGCAUCGCGGAAGGGAAGAAAGUCUUUGGAGGUGGGAACAAGCAGUUGCUCGAUGCCGGUGUUCAAAAGAUCGUGAAUGCGGGCUUCUCGGUGGCUCAGGCCGAGCAGGCGCUCAAGUUCGCUCGUAAUAACGUGGAUAGAGCGCUUCACAAUCUGCAGCAAGAAGAGGCGAGGCGUGAAGGCAGGAGCGUGAGAAAGGAGCGGAGACGGGAAGACGAGGAUGACACGGCGGUUCCAGCGGCCCGACCGUCCGCACCCUCCACUCUCUUCGACUUCCUUCAAGACAAGAUCCCCAUAAAAGAGGGACAGGAGCAGAAGACUUCGUACAGAUCUCAAGGUCCGGAUCACUGGUCCAAGAGAGAGCAGGGAAGCCAGGGCAAAUCGUACCAAGGCCAAGGGAGUGGCAGGGAUAGAUACAGAGACAGAGACAGAGAUCGGGCUAGAGAUAGAGAUAGAGAUGAGGACAGACCGUGGCAGGACAACCAUUGGCAAAACCCCAAGGACGAAACGAGGAAAAACCCAUCGGGUGGAAGAAGGAAUCAGGCAUCCGGACCACGAAUGAACCAGACCCAACCUCGGCAGGGAAACCAGCAUUCCCAGAACAGCCGCAGAUGGGAUGAUUCCUCCGACCGGCGCCCUCCCCGAUACGACCCGUCUUAUCCGCCCCCGAACCCGCAAUUGCAAUGGCAGGGCCCGCCGACGCGGCCCGAGCCGAGACCCGAACCGAGGCCCGAACCGAGACCUGAGCCGAAUCUCGUGCAAGGGAUAGCGGGUCUCGACCUCUCUCGGCCGCCGCCUCGGAUCAAUCCCCGGCCGCCCGUCGCCGUCGGGGACGAAUGCAUGGCUAAGUAUUGGGACGACGGGAAGUGGUACCGAGCGAAGGUGACGGCCCUAGGGGCCCAGACUUGUGUGGUGCUUUUUCUCGAGUAUGGGAACCACGAGGAAGUGACUUACGCCGACAUCAUGCCUCCUCCCCGGCCCGAAGAUGAAUGGUCGAACUUUGCCGGAGAUACAUCUCGAAAUUUGGACUUCUCGAAUGGGGCCCUCAAGUCCAACUUCUCCGGGAUCGUGGAAUUCAAGAGAGGAGGGAGCAGACCCUUCUCAGAAUCUGCUCAGGGUCCUGGUCAAAGAUCAUUCUUCUGACCCCAUUUCUCUUCUUGCAGUUGAGGUUUUUUGCAAUAAGAUGUAUUUGCAGAGUUA